CGAUCUGCCGCUGGACAGCCAAAAAUCCAAAUUCAGAGUAAACAUGAAUGUGCUGCUGGUGCUGUACGUCUCCGUGCUCAUCCUGCUCCAGCUGGUGGCGAUCAAUGGCAAUGGCUUCAGCACGCAAUAUCGGGGACACACGCAACACCCAACACUGGCCGGGCAUUGCUACUACGAGGAACUGGAUCUGGCUGUUCCGCUGAAUGGCGAAAUUCUGCCGGUCAAUCACGAGGACUACUGUGUCAAGGUGCUCUGUGCCGAUGAUUAUCUAUUGAUGAUUAAACACUGUGAGCCGCAACCUUUUCCGCUUCCUGGAUGCCAGCUUUCGCCCGGCAAUUAUGGUGUGCAGUUUCCCGAAUGUUGUCCACAGCUAGAGUGUCCCACUCGUGCAUAGUAUUUUGUGAUUUGUUGCUUAACUAAUUAAACGUACAUUUGUGCUUAUUAUUUUUUGA
Messenger RNA from Drosophila guanche, 452 nucleotides. RefSeq lists its product as uncharacterized. The record is from RefSeq and is a predicted model, not a curated record. NCBI's taxonomy places the organism in Eukaryota, Metazoa, Arthropoda, Insecta, Diptera, Drosophilidae. The coding region runs from base 44 to 394 and encodes 116 amino acids. The transcript is spliced from 2 exons.